Molecule: messenger RNA, 1289 nt
Organism: Lindgomyces ingoldianus
Lineage: Eukaryota; Fungi; Ascomycota; Dothideomycetes; Pleosporales; Lindgomycetaceae
Product: Aldo/keto reductase
Exons: 4
Coding region: 141-1289 (382 amino acids)
Molecular function (GO): oxidoreductase activity
Source: RefSeq, a predicted model, not a curated record
CAAACCUCUACCCUAGCUUCAAAAGUUAUCCUGUCAAAAUCUUCUCACCUCUACGUUUCCCACUCAAACCCACCUUAAUCUACCCCAAUCCAAUCCAAACCCCAACUCCAAUCCCAACCCUACCUCCCUAACCGUCCAAAAUGCCACCCUUUGGCAAUCCUCCCAAGCCAGCAUCCCUCCUCGAUUUCCAUCGUGUCCUAGCACCCAGCGCGGGCGUGCGCGUAUCGCCGCUAUGUCUAGGCGCCAUGAAUUUCGGGGAUGCGUGGGAGGAUGUUAUGGGCAAGUGUGAUAAGAAAACAAGUUUUGAGAUGAUGGAUUAUUUUUAUGAAAUGGGUGGGAAUUUCAUUGAUACCUCGAACAACUACCAAAAUGAAGAAUCUGAGCUCUGGAUCGGAGAAUGGAUGGCAGCACGCAAAAACCGUGACGAAAUCGUCUUAGCCACCAAGUUCACCACCUGCUAUCCAGAUCCUCGCAACCCGCCACGCCAAAAAAUCAAUUUCGCUGGCAAUCACACCAAAUCCCUACAUGUCUCGCUCGAAGCCUCGCUUAAGAAACUACAAACCGAUUAUAUCGACCUCCUCUAUGUCCACUGGUGGGACUUCACAACAGGGGUGGCGGAGGUGAUGCAGAGUUUGAAUCAUAUGGUUCAGCGAGGGAAGGUUUUGUAUCUAGGAGUUAGUGACACGCCGGCUUGGGUUGUGAGUAAGGCUAAUGAGUACGCCCGCCAAAAUGGCCUCCGCCCCUUUAGUGUAUACCAAGGCCGCUGGUCCGCCGCCGAACGCGACUUCGAGCGCGAAAUCCUACCCAUGGCGACCUCUGAAGGUAUGGCGCUCGCUCCCUGGGGUUCCCUCGGCGGCGGCAACUUCAAAACCGCCGAACAGCGCAAAUCGUCCGAAGGCCGCAACAUGGCGCCCCCAUCUGAAAAACAGCUCAAGCUGUCCGUCAAGCUCGAGGAAAUCGCGAAGAAGAAAAACACGCUGUUGACGAGCGUCGCUAUGGCAUAUGUGAUGCAUAAGGCACCAUAUGUGUUUCCAAUUGUGGGUGGCAGGAAGGUGGAGCAUUUGAAGGGGAAUAUCGAGGCUUUGGGGUUGGAGUUGAGUGAUGAGGAGGUGGAUGAGAUUGAUAAGGAGAGUGGGUUUGAGAUUGGGUUCCCGAUGAACUUCCUCUUUGAGUGGAUGGGUGCGAAGUAUAGCACGAGGCAGACUAGCUCGGAUAUCGGGUUGUUGCAGUUUGCUGGGAAGUUGGACAGCGUGCAGAAUGCCAGGCCGAUUAAGCCGCAUGGAAUGUAG